Messenger RNA from Stomoxys calcitrans (stable fly), 3802 nucleotides. RefSeq names its product cilia- and flagella-associated protein 57 (gene tous). The record is from RefSeq and is a predicted model, not a curated record. Gene Ontology annotation, molecular function: protein binding. The coding region runs from base 73 to 3708 and encodes 1211 amino acids. Lineage: Eukaryota; Metazoa; Arthropoda; Insecta; Diptera; Muscidae. The transcript has 6 exons.
UUCCUAUACAUUGUCUACCUAAAGUCAAUACAUACAUAUACACAUACAUUUUGUGCAUUAAUUUAUGUCAUUAUGGAGAAUGGCCAAGCGCUGGAGACAACCAACGUAUCCACAAACACCGUUGGUUUGCGGCCCAAACACAUUUACGGUCUGCGAACCGAUAUUGUGGGCAACAUACAUUUCAAUCUGCAACAGGAGGUCAUUUAUCCCGUUGAAGGUGUAUUGGCCUUUCAUGAUUUUGUUGAGAAUAAACAGCAUUUUCUUAGAUUACCCGAGAAUACCAUACCUUUAAUCAUUCAAAUCAGUCCUCAUCGUAGACUAUUGGCAAUUUUAGAAGAAUUGAAAAGCAAAGGAAACAAUGGCAAAAAUGGUGGCAUUAAGACCAUCUCCAUAUAUGAUUUGCACACGCUAAAGAAACGACGCACCCUAGACCUGCCAAAUGGCUCAAAAACUGCGACCAUCAAGCAACUCCUUUUUACAGGUGACUCCAAGGGGCUGACCAUACUCACCCAAUCGCCCGAGGAAAUGCUCUACAUGAUACUACUGGACAAAUUGGGUACUGUAUACGAGGGUCGACCUUGUCCACCCAAUACACGUUGUACUGCUGAAUGCGUUGCUUGCAAUCCUCAAGAUACCAGCCUCCUGGCUGUGGGAGGCAAUAAUCUGCUUUUAUUGCAAUCCAAGUCGGAUAAGGGCUUCAAUACCACCAAUACCUUAAAAUCUAACUUUGUCACCACAUCAAUGGUCUUCUUGGCCAUGGAUCUGUUGAUGGUGGGCACCGACGAGAAUGAACUGAUACUUGUGGAAAAUGGUGAGUUCAAAUUGCGCCAAAAGGCCAGUGAUGCGGAAACUUUUGAUUUACUCAUCGAUCAGGAGGCAUUCGAUCGGGAGCAAGAGCAACGUCCUGUUAACUACACCAAAUUGUUUGAUACCCGAGUGUUAUGCAUGACCGCCUUUGGAAAGGGUUUCGCUUUUGCCAUCUUCAAUCAGGUCUUUGUUUUCGAGAGAGUUUCCAAAUUCAAAUUCGAACGCAAGACCAUACUCACCAUACCCAUCACCAUUUAUGCGGAAGCUUUGUAUCAAAUCACCAAUUUGGCGGUGGAUAGCAAGCAGGAGACAGUCAUAGUCACCACUCUACACUCCCAGAUAUAUGUGGGAGUGCUAAUAGUUCCCGAAACCUUGAAGGCCAAAGAAUUGAAUUUUCAGCCUAUGGGAGCUUUGGUACAUAUUGGCGAUGUGGUGGAUAUAUCCUUAUGCUCCUGGAAGCCUAUCAUAAUGACGGCAUCCAAGGACCAAACCAUACGUAUAUGGAACUAUGAAACCGAGAAGGUAGAGUUGGUGCGCAAAUUUCAAGUUGAUGUCAAUAUUGUGGAAUUGAACUCUACCGGGCUUAUGGCUGCCAUAGGUUUCUCGGAUCAGUUGCGUAUAACCCAAAUAUUCAUGGAGGAAUUAAAUAUUGUUAAGACUUAUAACUUUCCUCGCUGCAAGGAUGUCAAAUACUCCAAUUACGGCCACUUGAUGGCAGCUGCAUACAACAGCACCAUAGCCAUAACCUCGGUUUACAAUCUGGAAGUCUUGAUCAGCCUCAAGGGCCACAAUGGCACCGUUCUCUCAGUGGACUGGACCAAAAAUGACAAAUAUCUCAUAUCCGGAGGAAAUGAGGGGGCUAUCUAUCAAUGGGAUGUGGAGACUGGAAAUCGGCUGCAGGAAAUCGUACAAAAGGGCACAGAAUAUGUUUCGGUUUGCUCCACCUUCAAUGAUCCUUUGUCGAUUUUUGGUGUUACAAACUCGGGAUUUUUGCGAGAAUUUCAGAACUCUGAAAUUGUUCGAGAGGUUAACAUACCUUCCACCACCAAAUGCAAACUGACUGAUGUGGCUCUGGCGCGUUCCGACACCAUUAUGUUUGUUGCCAAUGAAGUGGGAGAUUUAGUAAAUAUUCAGCUGCCGUUCCUAGAUGCAGGUGGUGGUACCUGCACCAACUUUCGUUUCUUUAAUUCCUCCGUUAACAAGCUGAGAUUCUCCUACGAUGGCACUCUGUUAAUGGCCGUCUCCAAGGCUGGCACUUUGGCCAUAUGGGUCUUGGAGAAUAUUGAAGGCAAGGUGGCGAGCAUGGAUCAAGAUCUCUUGAGAUCGCAAGAGGUGCUCAUACCACGAGCCAUCUUGGAGGGUAAGAAUGACCAAAUCAUCAAUCUGGAAGUUCGACUCAAGCAACAGGCCGAAGAGUUUAAAUAUCAACUCUCCCAAAAUGAGAUAUUCGAUGGCCAACAAUUGGCGGAGGUUCAUCGCAGCUAUCGCCGGGCUCUGGACGAACUGAAGAGGUUGAAUAACGAUCUGGAGGAACGCCACGCAAUGGAGAUGAAUAAAAUCUCCUACGAAAUAAACGAAAUGAAGGAGGAACACAAAAAACAACUGGAUAACCUGGCCACCCAGUAUUCGGAGCGCAUGUUAAUCGAAUACCAGAAAUUCUCCAACCUGCGAGAGAAUAUGCUGGAACUGCGGGAGAGCUAUGAAGGAAAACUCAAGAAAUCGGCGGGCACUUUGCAGGAUACGGUUGAAGGUCUAGAGAAUGAUUACAAAAAACAAUUGGAUGAGCGCCGCGAAUUGAUACGAGAGCUGAUGAAGGAAAUGCAAGACAAAAAGACCGAAUUCACCGAGUACUGUAAGCAGGCAGAAGCGGACAAUGAACGCGCCAUGAGUGAAACCCAAGAGAAAUACGAAAAGAAACUUCUCGCCGAGAGAGAGGCUACGGAGCUGUGGCGUGGUCGCGCCGGUGUCUUGCAGAAAAAGUUCGAAGGCCUCACCAAGGAGGUGGACAAUCUGCUGGAGGAGGUGGAAACGCUUAAGGAGCAACACAGCAAGUCCCAGCGAAAUAUAGCCAAAUUAAAUCGUACCAUCGAAGAUCUCCAGAAGGAUAUCACAGAUCGGGAUCAAUGCAUUGGCACAAAGGAGAAGCGCAUACAAGAGCUGCAACACAAAAAUCAAGAGCUCAACAAAUACAAACAAGUCUUGAACCACCAAAUAACCGAGCUUAAGGCUCAAAUCGAACCACGGGAAUUCCAGAUUAGCGAGAAACGAAAGCACAUUCUAGAAUUGGAAAACGAAUUAGCCGGUCUCAGCCACAACAAUACCCAACUGGAAUUGCAGUUGAAGGAUCUCCGCGACAAGUACAUCAGCAAUGUGACCGAGCUGAAGAUAGAACGCCAUAGGGCUCGCGCUGGUCGUGAAUGCCUGCAAACUAUCUGCAGCGAAAUCUAUCACAUGGCGGGACUCAUCAAUUCACCUGACAAACUGAAGACAGCUGUUCGCGAACUCUUCCAGCGGCAUGCCAAUGAUGACGAAUUGAAACGUUUCAUCUCGCUCGAUUCCAAAGUGAGAGAUGAAUUCCAGCGACAACGCCAUCAAAUCGAAAAAGUUUUGAAAAUCUAUUCAAAGCGAGAGGAGGAUAAAACUCAAAAGCGUAAAUUCGACAAGAUUUUCAAAGAGAAUGUCAUACUGCUGGAGGAAAUCGAUAAAAUUCGCGAAGAGAAUAAGACCCUAAGGGCGCACUUGAAACGCGAAAUGAGUUCAAAGAAGAUGAUAAGGAAUCCACCUUCCGCCAAUGUGAGUCGCAAAUCGGCUACGGUCAGAGUGGAGGAGAUCAAAGAUGCUUUGCAGGAUUACAGCGAUAAUGGAACUGACUACGAUGGAGCAGUGGGUGGGGAAUUGUAAGAGAAACCAUUGUGAGGCUUAUUUUUUGAAAAUAAAUAGGAAUUUUGUAAUUUUUAUCGAAUUUUAAAAGAAAAAUUAUUGAUUGUAAAACUGA